Molecule: messenger RNA, 524 nt
Organism: Medioppia subpectinata
Lineage: Eukaryota; Metazoa; Arthropoda; Arachnida; Sarcoptiformes; Oppiidae
Source: the annotation of a GenBank genome assembly
AUCAAAACCGAUGCCGUUCUGCCCGCGUAUUGCAAUCCUCCAAAUCCCUGUCCAAUUGGAUAUACCUCCGAAGACGGAUGUAUUGAAGAGUUUGAAAACACCGCGGCUUUCAGUCGAGACUAUCAGGCAUCACAAGAAUGUAUGUGCGAUACGGAACACAUGUUUGACUGUCCCGGCAAUACAGAUGAGAAUGAAUUGGAAACAUUGGCCCGAAGUAUACAGAAUGAGGGUAUUAUGGACUCGACAUUAGAUAAAUUGGUUGAUAACAUUAGAGAAGACACGUCUGAGCACAAAGUGGUGGCCAAAAAAUUUUUCACCAAAAAAAAUCAUAACCAGUAUUUAAAACACCACUUAAAACAGGUCGUCAAAAAGGCCAGAGAGGUUGGCGUUAACGCUCAUAAACUUACAAAUAAUCCGUUCCUAACGGGAGAUAAACUUCCAGUUGUGGCUAAAAAGACACCCCAUUUGGCGAAAGGCAUUUAAGUGAAUGUUUUUGCAAAACAUUUAAAUGCUUUUUAAUAUAU